Messenger RNA from Candoia aspera, 835 nucleotides. RefSeq names its product C-type lectin domain family 1 member A-like. Bases 189 to 716 code for a protein of 175 amino acids. Lineage: Eukaryota; Metazoa; Chordata; Lepidosauria; Squamata; Candoiidae. The record is from RefSeq and is a predicted model, not a curated record. The transcript has 5 exons.
AGCCCAAUGAUUCAGGUGCAGAGAUUCUCUUCCGACACCCCUUUUGGGGGAGUGGCGGAUUCCGAGGUUCUCACCUUACCUUUGUCCCUGCCUUCCCUUUCGCAGAAGUCUGGGAGACCACCAACUGGUGGUGCACCGUCACGGCCCUCCUGUGCAUCUGUGUGAUUCUGCUCUUUUUGGUGGUGCUUAUGAGUCUGAAAGUGGGCUUGCUGGAGAAGAAGAUAAAUGAAGAGGCAGAUGUGUGGCAGUGGAAGAUCCUCACCUUGACUGAAAUCCUGAGAGACUUACAGAUUGGCAAAGUUCCCACGUGCAGCAUCUGCAAAGUCCAGUGGGUGCAACAAGGUGACAACUGUUUCCUCUUCCGGGACAAGCGAAUGGGCUGGCAUUCGAGCCAGGGCUUCUGCCAGCAUGAGAACGCUUAUCUGGCAGUGGUCAGGAACACCAUAGAGAUGAAGUUCCUGAAGUUUCAUUCCAAUAAACAUUAUCACCUGGAUCCCGAGAUAUACAAGUACGACAAAUUCUGGAUUGGUUUAUCAUAUGACACCACAAAAGGAAGAUGGUUGUGGGUAGAUGGAACUCCCUUCGACUCCAGGCUAUAUGAAAAACUGGAUCAUAAAGGCUGUGCCUACCUCCAGAAUGGAACACUUUACUCCCAGAAUUGCAGUGAAACAGCCAAAAUAAUUUGUGCGACAAAUGUCCAGUUUGGCUGGAGCUGAGUACUCAACUUUGAUGCCCAGGCCACCUCCUGAACAGAAGCUGUUUCUUGACCUUCUGUGCUGCUGCAGUGGGGUGAUGCUAACUUCCUUCCCUCUCUGUUAUGGUAAAUAAAUCUGAA